Messenger RNA from Lodderomyces pseudojiufengensis, 261 nucleotides. RefSeq lists its product as uncharacterized. The coding region runs from base 1 to 261 and encodes 86 amino acids. NCBI's taxonomy places the organism in Eukaryota, Fungi, Ascomycota, Pichiomycetes, Serinales, Debaryomycetaceae. The transcript has a single exon. Gene Ontology annotation, cellular component: NatC complex. The record is from RefSeq and is a predicted model, not a curated record.
AUGAAUCAGAAAAUAACUCCAGAUAAAUUCAUUGGUUCAAAUUUUCAUAUAAAAUUAAUAGAUGAUAGAAUUUUAGAAGGAAUAUUAACAGUUAUUGAUCCAUUUGGAAAUUUAUUAAUUUCAAAUUGUUAUGAAACAAGUAUUGAUAAAUUUAAUUCCAAGAAUUUACAUAUUAGAGAAAUUGGAUUAGUUAGUGUUCCAAAAGAAACUAUUGUUAAUAUUAAAAUAGAUAAAAAGACUUAUAAAAAUAUAUUUGGUUAG